AUGAUAUCCGCCAGCCUGAAGCCCCAUCUCAACACAGUCAACACCAAAAUGGCCAUCCCAGAGCUGGAAGCAGCCGAAGCUGAAAAAACCACCCAAGAGUCACGCGUCCUAAUCAUCAUGACCGGCGGCACAAUCUGCAUGCAACCCUCACCAGCCGGCUUCGUCCCAGCGCGGGGUUUCCAAGAAAAAUGCAUGGCGCCCGUGCCAACCUUCAACGACGGUUCCGCCAGCGCAACAAUGGACGUGCUCGUCGAUGUACACAAGACCAAAGAACAUCCAAGCCUACGCACACCAAUGACAGCCUAUGCGCGACAGGUGCGGUACACUGUUCUCGAGUUCGAAGAACUGCUUGACAGCAGCUCGAUUGACGCAAGGGGCUGGACUCAGAUCGCUGAAGCGAUCGAGCGGAAUUACACGUUCUUUGACGGAUUCGUUGUCCUGCACGGCACGGACAGUCUGGCGUAUACUUGCUCGGCGCUCAGCUUUAUGUUGCAGAAUCUCGGGAAGCCGGUUGUUCUUACUGGGUCGCAGGCGCCGAUGCUUGAGCUCCAGAAUGACGCUACGGAUAACCUGCUCGGGUCGUUGGUUGUUGCGGGUCAUUUUAUGAUUCCCGAGGUGUGUUUGUAUUUUAAUAAUCGGUUGUUCCGGGGGAAUCGGACGACGAAAGUUGCAGCGAGUGAUUUUGCCGCGUUCGAUGCGCCGAAUUGUGCCCCGUUGGCCGUUACGAAUUCUAUGCGGACUAAUGUUAAUUGGGAUAUGGUGCAUCGUCCUACGAGCUUGGAGCCGUUUAGUAUUCUGACGAAUCUGGACACUACCCAUGUUGCUUGUCUGCGGAUCUUCCCUGGUAUCAAGCCGGAGAUGGUGGAUGCGGUGUUGAAGCUGGAUGGCUUGCGCGGGUUGAUUCUGGAGACUUUUGGCGCAGGCAAUGCGCCCUCUGGUCAGGACAAUGCCAUGAUCAACGUCUUGGCCAGUGCUAUCCAGCGGGGGAUUGUUAUCGUGAACAUCACGCAAUGUCUCACUGGCAGCGUCAGUCCAGUCUAUGCCACAGGCAUGAGUCUCUCGCGAGCAGGCGUCGUAGCCGGUCUCGAUAUGACAACCGAGGGCGCAUUGACGAAACUCGCCUAUCUCCUCGCACUACCAGAAUCCACCCCGGAAUCCAUCGCCAAACGCAUGUCAGUAUCCAUCCGAGGGGAGCUCACCGAGUCAUCAUUACCUAUCUUCCGACACCCGAACGGCGCACUCUCCGAGCGCAUCCAGACACUCACCUCGAUGGGCUAUGCGAUUGCCCUCGGCGACCUGGAGAAGGUCCAAGCCAUCACCAAGACCGAACACCACUGGCUCCUGAACGACGCCGAUUAUUCCGGCAACACGCCCAUCCAUCUGGCAGCAACAUCCCCGUCUCUCCAAACCCUCCAUUUCCUCCUAUCGCAAGGCGGUUCCGUGCACCUCCGCAAUCGCGCCGGCCGCACCCCGCUCUUCCUGGCCGCGAACGCGGGCCUCUCGGAGCACACGCUCCUCCUCCGUAAAUCCGGCGCUCACCUGCAUUCGGACGAGCGACCAGCUGCCGAGCUGCUGGCGCGUCAUCGUCCUUUCGUCUGGGGUAUGGCUGGUGUUGGGCCGAAAGAGAUAAGCCAGCGGGAGAUGGAGGAGGAGUGGGAAUGGGAUGCUAGUAAGAAUCGGAUGAUUCCUGGGUCGGCACCUUAG
This is a messenger RNA of Penicillium concentricum, 1704 nucleotides long. RefSeq names its product putative lysophospholipase. Gene Ontology annotation, molecular function: protein binding; asparaginase activity. The transcript is spliced from 3 exons. The record is from RefSeq and is a predicted model, not a curated record. NCBI's taxonomy places the organism in Eukaryota, Fungi, Ascomycota, Eurotiomycetes, Eurotiales, Aspergillaceae. The coding region runs from base 1 to 1704 and encodes 567 amino acids.